UUAAUGAAGGAGACAAAGUACUCUGUGGAGCUGCCGCAACUACGCAAACAUCCACCUCUUCCUGCCGUGCCUGUCAUCACCAGCUUCGAGGAGAGCAAACCGCUGGAAGCCCCAGUCCCUGCGCCUGCGGAAAAUACUUUUAAGCUGAAUGCCAAUGCCCAAACGUGGGUGCCCUACGAGCAGGGAGCGCCAUCAUACUGGUCCCAGACAGUAUCCUCGGAAGACACAGGCGACGCGACGGUUCCGGAAAUUCCAGAAGCUUUGGCUGCCCCAGCUUUAGAAAAGAGCGAAGUGUCUAUUAUUGAUCUCCUCCGCGAAGAAAGCAAACUAAAAGAGGAACCGUCAAAAGCGGAACAUUAUGAGGCAAAGCUCUUUCAAAGGCACUGCCUUGACUGUCACAAUGAGCCGAAAGGGUUUGCACUCCUGCGCCAGAUGUAUCCCAAUAAACAGCUGACUGGUCUCUGGGAUUUGUUUGUAAAGUGCAAGGCCGACGUAGAUUGGGCCGUUGAUAUUCUGUUAAAGGAGGACGAGCUAUAUGCGGUCACUGGUUCGGAACAGAUCGGAUUUGAGGAAACUGUUGAUAGCGAGGAGGCGGCGCAGUUUCAAUGCGACUGCGACAAGGCGGCCGAGGGCCAGGAAUCACCAAUUUCCACUUCCAACUGCACCUCACCAACUUUGCCGCUAUCGAAGACUGCAUCCAAGCCGCAACGUCAACCGCGCAUUAAACGAGCAUCGGCCCCCACCAAUAAAGAGUUGCAAAUACAAAUUCAAAAUUGCUUUGUAUUAGGCGACGAACAAUACUCGGAGCACACGCGCAAAAUCCGCGACAUCCGUAAUGGAAUUCUGGAUCAACCUAUAGUGCCUAAAGUACCGGAAGCAUCAGAGGAACCAGAGCUAGAACAGCAGGAGGAGGAGGACCCUGAAGAAAAUACUCUUCUGGAAAUAGAUUUGGGCAGCGCUCUAAUUGAGCAGCUACGCGCUCAGUUUUACACGGAGGACGAAAUGUUGCCCCCGGAACAGGAGCUACCUGCCGCAACAAAAAUAUUCGUGCCACGUCAGCUAGCCAAGCAGCUUUACAUGUUGUGGAUGGAAGCCGUGUUUAACCAGCUAGAGGAGAUGCGCCAGCAGACAAUGCGCGAUGACGAGCAGUUCGCCCGCCUGCUCAAGCAUCCAGGCUACGCCGAUUGCAGAGAGUCUCCGAGCAAUGUGGCUGAGCUUCUGGAUAUGGAGUUGGCCUGGAGCAUAUACAAUAGCGAGCAGCAGGCCGCCAAAAAGGCAGCCGAGUUGGCCGCUCGCAAACAAACGCCCAACGAUAUAGCUACCCACCUAACUAAAAUGAAGCUGUGCGAGACCUUUCCCGAUAUCCCCCCUGACACUGUGCUUGAGAUCUUUGCGGCAACCGGCAGCAAUUACGUUCAAACAGUGGAGGUCUUGGACAGCAAUGUUCAGAGUAUGCUGAGCGAAGCAGAACUUUAUGAUAAGGCCCUUCGCGAGGGCGAGAAGCUCAGUGCGCAAGUGGCGCUGGAAGAGCGAAAGCAGAAGCAACAAAAGCAACAGAAUUCCUCCAGCCAAGGUCCCCGCAUCAGUUCUAGUUCGACCGCCCCUGGCCGGUCGCCCCAACUGCAUGAGGAUGCCAAGUGCGCUGCUCUUCGCGACUUUGAGGAGACGCGAAACAUGGCCGCCCAUCACUCCCAACUUAAAGCAGAGUGCUAUCUAAAGGCUAAACAGGCGGUUCAGCGCGGCAAUGGUAGCGUGGCGUUAUACUACUCGGAGAUAGCCAAGUUACACAAGCAGAAGAUCGACGUAUUCAACCAUCGGGCGGCCAACUGCAUAAUGGAGGUACAUCGGCACACCCAGAACAACCCGGACCUGCUAGACCUGCAUUACCUACACACGGUAGAGGCGAUCAGCUGUCUGGACUUGUUUCUUGACCGCCACAUAACUGUGCUGCGCAACACUACCCGCGUGUACAAGCAUGUAUUUAUUAUCACGGGCCGUGGUCUUCACAGCGCAAACGGAGUGUCCACUAUUAAGAACAGGGUGAAGGCCAGGCUGAGCGAACGCCGUUUGCGUUGGCAAGAGGUCAAUCCAGGAUUGCUGCGCGUCAAGGUAUUUUCAGCAUCGCGUCAUUCAAAGAACUUCUGAUUCGAGGCGAAUUGCACAACAGGACUUGCGGAGCAAAAUAAGUUUUACACUGCCAUAAAUGUAGAAACAAAGGCAACUUACAGAGAACCGGGAUAAUAUAAUUUUAACUUAUCCGUUAUUUAACUUUUGUAUCACUGCUUACAAAAUUGUAAAGUUAAGUAAUCAUUUUUCCCCGCUCCUAACCGCUGUAUUAUUUUCGAAUGUGCUCAAGAACCUUUAAGACAUUCCCGAUUUUGUUACUCUAUAUUACAUAAAACUCUCGUCCCAGUACUUCGUUUUAAGUAUGAAUAAUGCUUCCAGCCUAGUGUUCGUGUUAGGCGCGAACUCGCAAUCCGACUCAGCAAAGUAGUGAUUUAUUAUCUAACAACAGCAUCACAAAAUUUCUUAUUUUUAUACUAGUUUACUCAAACUACCGCUUAGGUAUAAUAAGAUUAGUGUAAAAACCGUAGUCCUAAAGUAGGCGAGGUCCAAUAAUUACCAUUACAUUUCAGAUUGGUAAGCAACUAUAAUCCUUAAUCUUAAAAUAAAGGGACACUUAAGGAAGAUAUUGUUUAGACGGCAAAUUGACAUUCGUCGAAACACUCAAGAUAAUAAAUCGUACACUUAAA
This is a messenger RNA of Drosophila yakuba, 2753 nucleotides long. RefSeq lists its product as uncharacterized. The transcript is spliced from 3 exons. Lineage: Eukaryota; Metazoa; Arthropoda; Insecta; Diptera; Drosophilidae. The coding region runs from base 4 to 2145 and encodes 713 amino acids. The record is from RefSeq and is a predicted model, not a curated record.